Messenger RNA from Gymnodraco acuticeps, 855 nucleotides. Its product is annotated as THAP domain-containing protein 1-like. The record is from RefSeq and is a predicted model, not a curated record. The transcript is spliced from 3 exons. Lineage: Eukaryota; Metazoa; Chordata; Actinopteri; Perciformes; Bathydraconidae. The coding region runs from base 219 to 707 and encodes 162 amino acids.
CUCUCAAAAGGUGGGCCAUUUUAUCAUCAUGCGCUAAUGAGCAGCUCUCAUAGGAAUUAAUGAGGCCCCGCCUCCCACGCUGUAUCCAGUUCUUAUUAUACAUCCAUGGUCACUGUCACCAUAGAUAUAUAUAAACACUAGAUGGCUCAUGGGAGAUUUUCCAGCGUAGCUCACCGGCCGCCAUCUUGCUACAGUCAACAGCUACUCUGGUACGCGCUAUGGUAGCUGUUGUAAGGUUUCCCAAAACCGGAGAGAGGAGGAGGCAGUGGGAACUCGCCCUAAGAAGGGACGGUUUUGUUUCCUCUGGCAGGACGCUGCUCUGCAGUGAGUACUUCAGGAGUGAGGACUUUGACAGGACGGGGCAGACUGUCCGGCUUAAAGAUGGUAUUGUGCCAACAGUAUUCAAUUUCCCAGCUCAUCUUCAAAGGCCGGAAGCAACAAGAAGCACAACCACUUCAAGAAGAGCGGAAGAUGAACCUCAGCCUAAUGUUGUGAGUAUUCUGAAUGUGGCCAAGACCAGAGAGAUGGUCAUUGAUUUCAGGAGGGUGAGGACAUCUCUUCUACCCCUGUGCAUUCUGGGAGAGGAUGUGGCUGUUGUGGAGGACUACAAAUACCUGGGAGUGCACUUAGACAACGGACUGAACUGGAGGAUCAACACUGAUGCUGUGCACAAGAAGGGGAUGAGCAGACUCUAUUUUCUGAGCUGAGAUACUUCCACGUGUGCAGUAAGAUGCUGGAGAUCUUCUACCGGUCUGUUGUGGCCAGUGCACUCUUCUUUGCUCCGGUCUGCUGGGGGGGCAGCAUCAGAGCCGGUGACACCAGCAGGAUCAAUAAACUAAUUAGGAAAGCUGGGUC